UGCGCAGUGUCUGGUUGUGUUCGGCUGGCAGCUUGGUCCUGCUGGCCCUGCAGGGAAAGCAGCAUGCCGUGCUGCCAGCUCUCUAGCCUGGCUCCGAAGGCGCUGGCCCCUCGGCUUCAGGAAAUCUGGAGUUUGGGACAAGGAAGUGGAAAGGACAGGGGUCAGGGCAGCCCUUGAGCUGCUGUUGGCGUUACUGCAACUACAAGAAUCUGCCAACUCCAGGGAUUGAGGUACCCACGCCCGCGGCUCCGUCCCGGUAGCACCCGCGCCCCUUCCGGUUCCCGGUUGCUGGCGGAGCCCGUUUCCGCCACCCGAGACAAGACCGCGUAUGCCAGCUGCACCGCGCCUGCGUAGACAGGGUGUCCGUCACCAUGGCAGCGGGCGCUGGGAGCCCGGGGUCCUGGAGUGAAAAUAUAUUGGCAUAUUUUCUAAGAAAUAACCAGAUUGCAACGGAAGAUGGCGCUGAAAUUACCUGGUAUCAUGCAGCUAACCACAAGGCUCAAAUGCAGGAGGCACUGAGAAGUGCUGCCCACAUGAUAGAGGCCGAUGUCCUUCUUCCAAGUGACGGUUCAGAGCAUGGCCAGCCAAUCAUGGCCCAUCCCCCUGAGACGAACAGCGAUAACAGUCUACAGGAGUGGCUGGCUGAGGUCACGAAGAGCAGCAAGGGCAUCAAGCUGGAUUUCAAGAGUCUGGCAGCUGUCAAAGCAUCUGUGGUGCCCUUGAAGCAUGUGAAGGAGCUCCUGCAGCGUCCCGUGUGGAUUAACGCUGAUGUUCUCCCAGGGCCAAAUGGGAGUAGCAAAGUAGUAGAUGGCAAGCUGUUUAUAGACACUGUGACGUCCUCGUUUCCAGAGGUGACCCUUUCCUUGGGUUGGACAACAGGGUGGCAUCCUGAGAAAGUCAAUGAAGGGUAUAGUUGGACAAUGGUGAAAGAGAUGGAUUAUAUAUGCAGUGGACUGAAUCAGCCCGUCACCUUCCCUGUCAGGGCAGCGUUAGUCAGGCAGUCUUGUUCUCAGUUACUCUGGCUAUUGAAGAAAUCAAACAGGGCUUUACUAAGUGCAAUCAACUCAGCUUUUUGGGCCGAAGUACCUGUUGACAGAGGCUCAGCCCAAAUGACGCUCGAGGUAGUUGUGACCGCUCCCCCAGCAUGCCUUUUACCAUUUCUGAUGAAGCUGCUUCCAUCCGUAUACCAGGUUUCUUCGGCGUCAGAUACAGCCUGACUAUUUGGACUGGAAAAGAUGAUAACUAUUCCACUGAAGAUUUACUUUAUAUUCGAGACCAUUUUAGUAAAAAACAAGUUUUCUAUGAUAUUUU
Nannospalax galili (Upper Galilee mountains blind mole rat) is the source of this 1311-nucleotide messenger RNA. It is a transcript of the gene Fam151b, whose product is annotated as family with sequence similarity 151 member B. The coding region runs from base 372 to 1217 and encodes 281 amino acids. The transcript is spliced from 7 exons. Lineage: Eukaryota; Metazoa; Chordata; Mammalia; Rodentia; Spalacidae. The record is from RefSeq and is a predicted model, not a curated record.